Ilyonectria robusta is the source of this 2329-nucleotide messenger RNA. Its product is annotated as fungal-specific transcription factor domain-containing protein. Bases 70 to 2280 code for a protein of 736 amino acids. Gene Ontology annotation, molecular function: zinc ion binding; sequence-specific DNA binding; DNA-binding transcription factor activity, RNA polymerase II-specific. The transcript is spliced from 4 exons. Gene Ontology annotation, biological process: positive regulation of transcription by RNA polymerase II; DNA-templated transcription. NCBI's taxonomy places the organism in Eukaryota, Fungi, Ascomycota, Sordariomycetes, Hypocreales, Nectriaceae. The record is from RefSeq and is a predicted model, not a curated record.
CUCCACGCCUCCACAUUUGCCCCCGGAUGCCUUGAUACGGAGUGCAAUCGCGUGUCCCUGUCACAGAGAAUGGCCGAUAAUGACAGUGGCAACGGGCCACGAGCCCGCCCGGGACAGGCCCAGCAGGGGCGGAGGAAUCCGAGACUGCGGCUGGCCUGUCUUCGUUGCCAGCGGCGGAAAAUCCGAUGUGACGGAGAGCUUCCGGCGUGCAAGAACUGUCGGAAUGCUGGCGCGACAUGUGCAGACGGAGAAAGUGCCCGUCUGCGAGACCUCCCCAGGGCGUACAUUGUGAACUUGAAGCGGCGAAUAUCCUGGCUAGAGUCCAUUGUUCGGUCAAGAUGUCCCGAUGUGGAUCUAACACAAGAGCUUCCACCAGGAGAUGAGACGGAAGAUCAGUUCGAUGAGACUGUGGACGACAGCAUAAACCUGCAGCCUCGAUCCCCCACAGCCACUCCAACACAAGAGCCUCCCACGGUGAUGAGUACGGCAUUGGCCGAAACUCCUCGUCAACCCAUGAGAUCGGGACCUGGGCCACAGGCUGGUGAAGCUGCCAAUGCCCUCACUCACGAAAUCGGCUUGGUGUCUCUGGUGACAAACCAGGACCCGCGCUACAUCGGACCCUCGAGCGGUUACUUCCUAGCUCGAAUCAUGCUCGAUUCGGUUUCCGGGCUGGAUGAAAGGGCUGGGAGACCCAGUCGCGACGGCCCUUUUCCGACACAGCUGGUCGAAGCUAUCCAGGCUCCUCUCCCUCUGCCGGCGAGAGACAUGGCGAAGCAGUUAUGCGACGCUUACUUUAAUGUGAUACAUCCACAGUACCCCAUAUUACAUGAGCCGACGUUUCUGAAAAUACUGGAGCAAGCAUAUGCCCAAGACGACAUAGAGCCCAUUGUGGGCUUCCAAGUGUUUAUGGUCUUGGCCAUUGGUGCCAUGAUUCUCUCUGCGCGUCUCAAGGCCCGUAUCCCGGGAGAAUCGUAUUGUCUCUCUGCGUUAAAAUACUUCACCAACCUCAACCUCGAAAACUCCCUGCAGGGCGUCCAGUGUCUGCUCUUGCUCCUAAUCUUUACCAUUCACAACCCUUAUGUCCGCCUCAAUGUAUGGUAUUUGAACUACCACUGCCUUGCUGCACUUCUCGAUCUUGGACUGCAACGAAAUAUCAAUACUCGUGCCGGUAUAUCCUUGCUAGAGCAAGAGAUGAGGACGAGGAUAUUCUGGGUCAUCUUGACGUUUGACCGCGUCCUUGCUACCAUGAUGGGACGGCCUAUUGGAAUUCGAGACGAAGCAUGCGAACUUCGAAUGCCGGAAGGACUUAGCGACCUUGAUUUAGUUACUGAUAAGACUUCUCAGUUACCUUUGCAGACCGGAUCCAAGCAGAUGCAAUACGCAGUCCACCUAUUUCGAGCGGCCAGACUCAACUCGGAGAUCAAAUACGUCGCCAACAGCAUCAAUAGAGGCGUGCCGAGUUACGCAUACCCACCAGUAAUAGACAUCAACAGCUGGCAGUCUUCAAUGCUAAGCCAGCUGGACAAAUGGGCAGAGCAAAUACCAGGCUCCAUGGAUGAGGCACCAUCUGAGCAAUAUCUCAGGAUGACGUGUCAAAUGCGAUACCAUGGCUUGAGGAUGCUGCUACUACGGCCGAGUCCUGCUAUACCCAAACCUUCACCUGAAGCUUUAACCCAGUGCCACAAGAGUGCUUGCGAAAGUCUCAGGCUCUUCGACACCCUGUACAGGACAAACUUGCUGGUGCACAGUUGGAUUACGUUUCAUUCGCUGGUUUUGAGCACCAUCACCAUGCUGUUUUGCAUCAAAGUUGUCCCUGAAAUCGCCCGACGGACCGAAGUGGAAGUGCUCAUGGGCGAUCUCAGCAUCGCUCUGAGCGUGCUCAGCGCCACUGGUGAACACUGGUCAGGAGCGAAGCGCAGUCGUGACAUCUUGGAUAAACUCGGGAGGUCCACAAUCCGCUGGCUUCGUGACGUGAACAAUGGUAGAAACUUCUAUCAAACUGAGCGUCAAGGACCACAGCUCGAUGCUCAACACAUGAUCAGCCCAGCACAUGCCCAAGGCACGCCAUUCGUCCCAGGAAGCACCAUACCACUUACCGGAGACUCCACGAUCGACAUGGACAACGGGAAUAUGGCUGGCUUCAUGCAAAAUCCCUUUGACGAUUUCCAGAUCAACGAUUCGUUUGCCGAAUAUUUUGAAGCCAGUGAAUCUGUCAACGUUGAUACAAUCGUGCGCGACUUGUUUCAGGACCUCAUCCCGAUUUACCCAAAUUUUGCUUAACCCUCCCGCUUAGAAGCGCUUAAUUAAGUCUAUUGUAAAUUAAUACAGU